CUUCUGGCCUUCUUCUGGGUCCUGUUCUCUUGUUUCCUUCUUUAAUGAGUUGUUCAAUCGUUGUUUCUACUGUUUCUCCCCUUCCGUGUUUCCUUUUCUGGGAAUAAGGCCUCUCUAAAAACCAUGAACACGCCCUUUUCUUCUCCAGCUUCAGCUUGAGAAGAAAAGAGGGUUUAUUUUAUUUUUCUCUGCUCUUCUCCCAGAUUCUUCUGUUGGUUUACCAUGAGAAAACCAGGGGAGAGGUCUCCAGGCGCGGAAUCAUUGUUUUCAGGUUUCGUACUUGAUCCUGCAAAAUGUAGUCAGUUGAGCUUGGAAGAAAAAAGGGAAUUAGUUCAUGAAAUUUCCCAAUGGUCAAAUGAUGCCCCAGAGAUCCUUCGAUCUUGGAGUCGCAGAGAGCUUCUCGAAAUCAUCUGUGCCGAAAUGGGUAAAGAAAGGAAAUACACUGGCUUUACAAAAUUUAAAAUGAUAGAGCAUCUCCUCACGUUAGUGGCAAAGAGAGCAGGGAAAAACAUUACUAAUGAUUCAUUAUCACUUUCACCAUCCAAGAGUCAAACUGGUGGUAAAAGGCAAAGGAAGAAAGAGCACCCACUCCGGUUAUCCACUAACACAGAGCAUCUUUUACAAGUGAACAUUAAAGAGGAGCAAUUUAACACUGUACUAUGUCAAAAUCUUGCCUGUAGAGCUAAUUUGAGCCAACAGGAUACAUUUUGCAAGAGAUGUUCAUGUUGCAUCUGUCAUAAUUAUGAUGAAAAUAAGGAUCCUAGUCUCUGGUUAACCUGCAGUUCUGAUCCUCCUAAUCAGGAUGAUUCAUGUGGGGUGUCAUGCCACUUAGAAUGUGCUCUUAGGCAUGAAAGGGCUGGUAUCUUGAAGAAUGGAUGCCAUACAAAGUUGGAUGGAAGUUUCUAUUGUGCAUUCUGUGGAAAAGUUAAUGAACUAAUGGGAACCUGGAGAAAACAAUUAUUAAUUGCCAAGGAUGCCAGGAGAGUGGAUGUACUUUGUUAUCGGAUAUCACUAAGCCAUAAGAUUCUUAAAGGAACAGAGCAAUAUAAAGAACUUCAGAGGAUAGUUGAUGCUGCAGUGAAAAAACUCAAGAAAGAGGUUGGACCUCUAGAUCGAGUAUCUGUGAAGUUAGGACGAGGCAUUGUUAACAGACUUUCUUGUGGUGCUGAAGUUCAAAAGUUAUGUGCUUCAGCAGUAGAAGCCAUUGAUUCCAUGUUUUCAGGCCCGAGUCCUGAUUAUACUGCUCUUAAAGGACAACUAACUUGUCAGAUCCGAUUUGAAGAACCAUCAGCAACCACCAUUGUCAUUGUUUUGGAAUAUGAAGAUAAGCUGUUGGAGGACUUCCUAGGUUGCAGACUUUGGCAUCGUAGGUCCAAUGUGAUCGACUAUCCAGAGAAGCCUACUUGCAUUGUCCUGAGGCCAGAGAAGAGAUUCGUCAUUUCAGAUCUUGAUCCUUCAACAGAGUACUUCUGUAAGGUUUCUCUGUUCAGCAGCACAAAGGAAUUGGGUGCAUGGGAAGCUAAAUGGAUCACAGAAGCACCAAGCAGAAGUUCUGUUUCAGCUGUGGAUGAAGAGCAGGGGAAGGAAAAUCAAGCUCUGAUGGUUCAAGCAAAUUCACAGAGGGAUUCAACCAAUUCAAAUGACCACCACUCAAAGCUUCGAUCAUUGGAGGACAUCAGUAAGCUUGAUGAGUGCCUUCUGCCCCCUCCUCCAGUGGAGGUUGCAUGUUAUGUUGGUGCUCCAUCUGUUCCUCCCACACCAAGCAAAUCUGAUGGCAUCCAUGAAGUUCUGGGUUCUGUUUCUAAGAAGCAGUGGACUGAAAGGAACUAUGAAUAUUGUGUGCGAGUGAUCAGAUGGUUAGAACGUGAAGGGCACAUAGAGAAGGAUUUCAGGGUGAAGUUCCUAACAUGGUUCAGCCUGAAAGCAACAAUGCAAGAGAAGAGAGUGGUCAGUGCUUUUGUGGACACUCUCAUUGAUGAUCCCCCAAGCCUGGCUGGUCAGCUUAUCGAUACAUUCAUGGGGGAAAUCUGCAAUGAUCAGAAACCUAUCUACAGAAACGGUUUCUGUACUAGAUUGUGGCAUUGAAUGUUGAACAGUUGGUUUAUUCUGUCAACAGUAAGAGGAUGGUAGGAAGUGGUUGUCCUGUUAAAAUCCUGUGGGAGAACAAAGUAGUUUUUCUUUCACAUUGGAAUUCUGCAUUUUUUUUUUCCACCAUUAAAGUAGAUAAUCUCUUGGAAAUGGGUUGGGCAGACUCGACAGACCCAAACCAAAUCGACCCAAUUAUUUUGGGUCUGGUUCUACAUUAUGUGUUAUGAUUAUAACUUAACAUAUUACAAAGAUAGUCCGACUCUAAUA
Molecule: messenger RNA, 2355 nt
Organism: Nelumbo nucifera (sacred lotus)
Lineage: Eukaryota; Viridiplantae; Streptophyta; Magnoliopsida; Proteales; Nelumbonaceae
Product: VIN3-like protein 2
Biological process (GO): vernalization response; epigenetic regulation of gene expression
Source: RefSeq, a predicted model, not a curated record